Messenger RNA from Alternaria rosae, 790 nucleotides. RefSeq lists its product as uncharacterized. The transcript has 3 exons. The coding region runs from base 165 to 572 and encodes 135 amino acids. The record is from RefSeq and is a predicted model, not a curated record. NCBI's taxonomy places the organism in Eukaryota, Fungi, Ascomycota, Dothideomycetes, Pleosporales, Pleosporaceae. Gene Ontology annotation, cellular component: preribosome, large subunit precursor.
CUAGGCGAAGAACGCGACUAGGGCACGGGCCGGCCUGGCUUGAUACGCCAAACGCCUUGCCACCAAAAUUCCCUCGAACUUUUCCCCACCAGCCUGCCGCCGACUUACCAAGACACACACCCAAACACCCAUUCACCUACACGUUCCCCGACAUUCUCUACACAAUGGCCAAAGGCGCACGCGCAAGCAGCAAAAAGGCGAACCGCACCAAGCUGCGCGCCCGAGUUUUCGGCCCCGUCGAACAGGCACGCGCCGAGCGCCUGCACGCCAAACUUCUCGAGACGAUUGCCCAGCCCAAGCCCGAGAGGACUGAGAUGGAAACCGAAGAGACCAACACCACCGACGAUGCCGCCAAGGAGGACUUGCCCAAAGAUAUGGACGUCGACGGCACCGCCACCUCUGCGAAGAGCUCGAGCUCGCGCAAGACCAAGGACAAGAGCCAGACCCGGAAACAACUGCGACGCAAGCCCCAGAACAAGGUCUCCUUCCCUACCUCGCGAGGCAAGGGCGCACUGAAGCCCAAUGGUGGACGUCCCAGCGGCCCUGGCCGUAUCGGCAAACGACGAGCAUGAUUUUCAUCCACGUAUAUUGGCGUUGUUGCAUUGCAUUUUCCGGCGUUUAAAAUAUUGCUCUACAGCACAGAGCUACGGUUUUGGAGGAUACCAUGUCCAUGGAGGACUUGCUUGAACAGAUUCGAGAAUGUACGUUUGUACAUCUAGAAAUUGCAGCUGACUUUAAGACUGCGACUUGUUUAAUUCAUUUCAACUGCUCCCUUUUACCAUAUUUCCAC